Molecule: messenger RNA, 1472 nt
Organism: Rotaria sp. Silwood1
Lineage: Eukaryota; Metazoa; Rotifera; Eurotatoria; Philodinida; Philodinidae
Source: the annotation of a GenBank genome assembly
AUGUAUUCUAAUCGAUCAAUAAAAAGCAAUACAAGUCUUGGUGGUAGAACAUCACCAAAUUUUCAAAUAUCAAAAUCUGAUUUUUUAACAAAUCGUUCCUCAUCACCACCAUUAUCAAUAUCAAAUAGCCGUUCAUCAUUGUCUCGACAACAAGAUCGUGGAAAAAAUGAAUAUCCUGUGAAAAAAUUUAGUGAUGAUGAUAUCAAAUUUCAUAAAGUAGUUUUUGAACGUUGUGCUGAUUUAUCUAUACGACCCUCAAUAACAAAUCGUGAGAAAUUUGUUCAAGCUCUUAGUUAUGUUGGAUAUGACUUAUCGAAAACAACGAUUGAUCAAUUAUGGUCAGAUAAUCACGAAAAUAUAACAUUCAAAGUAUUUCAACGUAUUCUUAGUGAAGAAAAACCAAUUGAUGAACGAACUCUUGAAGAAGCAUUUGAAACACUUUAUAAUAAAGACCGAAAAUAUGAUUGGAGCGCAAUUGAUUUUACUAGAUUUCGUACAGAUAUGCUUGCGAAAGGUGAUCGUUUGACAGAAGAUGAGUUUCAAAAACUUCGUUUUUUACUCGGUACUGACGAUGGAAAAAUCGAUGUUAAAAAGAAUAUGCAUUCUUUACAAAUGAAAGGUGCCUUCUUUUGCGAAUAUUUCGAUUCACCAGCUGAUGCACUUUAUUUUUCAAUUGGUUAUUCGUUUGAAAUUAAAAAAGAUACACCUAUAUGGAUAACUCUUGAACCAACGAUUUCACGAUAUCAUAAAAAUUUAUCAUUUAAGAAUAUCGAUGUUCGAAUUCUUCUCUUUGAAAAAGUGCCUCGUUCAACAGAACGACGUCUUCUUUAUAUGAGUUCUGAACGAUCAGGGAAUAAAUCUUAUCUUAAAUUGGAUACAUUAUCAAAAGGUUCAUAUGAAAUUAUACCUGUUACAUUUGGUGGUGUACUUCGAGCGCGCUCAAAAGAAAUGAAUGAACGUACACCGAUAAAAACAUUGCGAGAAAUUAAAAGAGGAAAUAAUUUUAUUAUGAGUAAAGAUUAUCACGAUGCACUUGAAUAUAUAUUUGAUCUAUUUGAUUUUGAUGAUAAUAAACAACUUGAUCGAAAUGAAUAUAAUUUAUGGACAAUAAGAACAGCCGGAGAGGAGAUAACCGAUGAAGAUUGGUCAUCUAUUCGAGAAAAUGUCGGAUUGGAUAUUGAUGAAAAUGUUUCCAAAGACAAAUUUUUAAAAUUAAAUAAUUUUGAAGUACAAGAUGAAGAUACAAGUGAACAAGAUUUAUGGAAUGGUUUAAAAUCGUUAGGUUUUAACUAUGCACUUGAACUCGAUAUGAUGUGUUCAUUUAAUUUAACUGUACAUAUCAAUCAAUCUGAUCUACAUCUUAAACCAACAUCAUAUGUUGAAUUAGCGGAAAUUAAAAAAAUUCUUGUAAAAUUUUUAGAAAAUAAGGGACAAAAAAUAAAACUCAAUGUUUCAUCUGUUCAAUGUUUUAA